Aspergillus costaricaensis CBS 115574 is the source of this 1864-nucleotide messenger RNA. RefSeq names its product putative nuclear segregation protein (Bfr1) (gene bfr1). The transcript has 3 exons. Lineage: Eukaryota; Fungi; Ascomycota; Eurotiomycetes; Eurotiales; Aspergillaceae. The record is from RefSeq and is a predicted model, not a curated record. Gene Ontology annotation, cellular component: endoplasmic reticulum; nuclear outer membrane-endoplasmic reticulum membrane network; ribonucleoprotein complex. The coding region runs from base 130 to 1650 and encodes 506 amino acids. Gene Ontology annotation, biological process: intracellular mRNA localization. Gene Ontology annotation, molecular function: mRNA binding.
CCCCCCCCUCCUCCUUCUCCCCCUUUCCCUUCUUCCCGCUCGUUGGAGCUUUCUUUUUUCCCGGUUGAUUUCGGUCAAUCACGCUCUUUUUGUUGAGUGUUUUAUUAUUGCUUUUCUCCACCUCUUACCAUGGCCGCUGACGCCAAAUCCGCUCCUCCCACGGAGCACAAGGUGAAGCCUACUAAGCCCAACGAGGAGGCCUUCAAGGCCGAUCUCGCUCAGGCUGAGAAGGAGCAUGCCGCUGUUCAGGCCAAAUUGACCGAAAUCAAGGCCAAGAUCGAGACCGCCAAGCCCAACAACCAGGACUCGCCCGCCGCGAAGAAGCAGCAGGAACUCCGCGCUGAGCUGUCUUCGAUCCGUCAGAAGCAGCAGGGAUUCAAGGCUUCUCGCUCCAGCACCCAGGAGAAGAUCAAUGCCCUCGAUGCUACCCUCAAGGCUCGCAUUUCCGAACAGAACAACUCUCGUACGCGCAUGUCCUUCAAGAAUGUCGAGGAACUCGACCGCGAAAUUGCCCGCCUCGAGAAGCAGGUCGACUCCGGCACCCUCCGCUUGGUCGAUGAGCGCAAGAUUCUGUCCGACGUCUCCAACUUGCGCAAGCAGCGCAAGAACUUCGCCGGUCUGGAGGAGGCCCAGAAGGUCAUCAACGACCUCAAGACCCAGAUCGCUUCCCUCAAGAAGACCCUCGACAACCCCGAGGCCAAGGCUCUUAGCGACAAGUACUCCGAGAUCCAGAAGGAGCUCGAUGCCAUCAAGGCCGAGCAGGACAGUGCCUUCAAGAACCUCAACGCCCUGAGGGACGAGCGCACCAAGCUCCACGGCGAGCAGCAGAAGAAGUGGACCGCCAUCCGCGAAAUCAAGGACAACUACUACAAGGCCCGCAAGGCCUACAAGGAGUACGAGGAUGAGGCCUGGAGAGUCCGCCGUGAGAAGCAGAAGGCCCAGCGCGAUGCCUUCGAGCGCGAGAAGCGCAAGAAGAUCGCCGACAAGAAGCUGGAGGAGGCCUCUCGUCUUGCUUACACCGACGAGAUCCUCACCGCUCAGGGUCUGAUCCGCCACUUCAACCCCUCCUACGACUUCGUUUCUCUGGGUCUCGAUGAGAAGAAGGACGAGGGCUCCAGCUUCCGUGCUGAUGUCGGUCGUACUGUGGACGACUCCAACCUCAAGGGUAUGAAGGUUCUCAAGAAGGAGGACCGCGAGGAGGACUACUUCGUUGGCACUGGCGGCAAGAAGGGUAAGAAGGGCAAGAAGGGCGCCAACGGCAGCCCCGCCCCCGGUACCCCGACUGAGGCCAAGUUCAACCUCAACGUUGGUGUGAUCGAGGACUUCGCCAAGGUUAAGAUUGACCCUCCCAUGAACCAGUCGGAUGUUCCUGCUGUGAUCGAGAAGCUUGCCGCCAAGAUCACCGAGUGGAAGAAGAACCAGGCCUCUAAGACCGAGGAGAACAUCAAGAAGGCCCAGGAGGAGAUUGACCGCCUCGAGGCGGAAGAGACCGCCGUCAACGGUGCCACCGACUCUGCCAAGAAGCCCGCUCUCAAGAACAGCGGUGUGAACGGCGAGGUUUCCGCUGACGCCGAGCUGAAGCAGGAGAAGGACGCUGCUGCCGACGUGUCGGAAGAGCUCCAGAAGGCCAGCCUCGAGGAGAAGGCCUAAAUCAACCGCCAAGCAUAGAGUGUUGCAUCGCAUUGCAUCUGCAUCUUGCAUCAGCCAUGCUCAUUGUUAGAUCUGCAAAAGCUCGAGACUCGCAUUUGACACAUUUACACCCUGCGUCAUCCUUUGGUUCUCUCUUUGCAUCCAGGAGUCGUGUACCCCGACUCCUACCCAUCUAUCCCUACUAACUCCUCUUUCCUCUACUGAGAUAUGCCCA